Molecule: messenger RNA, 1430 nt
Organism: Mytilus californianus (California mussel)
Lineage: Eukaryota; Metazoa; Mollusca; Bivalvia; Mytilida; Mytilidae
Product: chromobox protein homolog 8-like
Exons: 6
Coding region: 80-1306 (408 amino acids)
Source: RefSeq, a predicted model, not a curated record
CAUUAUGGGAUGUAAACAACAUUAAAUUGGCAAAGAUGUCAUAAAUAAAAUGUGAAUUUAUUGAUAUUUUGAGAAUAUUAUGGAUAUUAACGAAAUGGGGGAACGAGUAUUUGCUGCCGAACGUAUUCUAAAGAAGAGGAUAAGAAGGGCAAAAGUUGAAUAUUUUGUUAAAUGGAAAGGAUGGUCUCCAAAAUAUAACACGUGGGAACCAGAAGAAAACAUCUUGGAUUCUAGAUUAAUUGUUGCUUUCAAUUCAAGCGAUGAGGCACAACCUAAGAAAAGAGGACCGAAGCCCAAGAAACAGAAAUUGCAGUCCACAUGUAUCAUUUUGCCUCUGAUUGUGGAAAACGAGGCUGCAGAAAAGGGCAACACUUCAGAUAGUGAUUCCGACACAGAUGAUGACAAAAAUGACGACGAAGAUAAAAACUCGAGUGAUGAAUCUGCGAAUUCAUCAACGGACGAUUCGUUCAUUAAAACAGAAUGUGAAAAUAAUAAGCAUGACAAAUCUGAUAUAAAUGAUGAAAGGUCUACAAAGAAUGAGGAUAUUGAGAAGGAAAGACGUGAAAAUAAACACGAUAGAAAAUGUUCACAUUCAGAUGGAGAUCUGACGGACGAAAAUGAUUUUCCUCUCCCACCAACCCUUUCUCCAAUAAACAUUCGCAGGCCACGUGGUAGGAGUGGUCGUCCGCGAGGAAGACCACGUGGUAGACCACCUUUGGUACGUAGAGACAUUGGACCACCACCUUUACAGGUUGUGCUACGAGGUAGAGGAAGAGGGCGAGGACGAGGAAGAAUGAGAGGGAUAAGAGGAAUAAGGAGAGGCAGGGGUCGCGGCCCUGGUAGACCAUUCGGUAGCCGUGGUACAGGCCGAGUAGGAAGACCACCGUUAAAUUUAAGAGCUGCAAUUACACGUGGUAAUAUUCAUUCCAUUCGUAGAGGAAAUUUAAAUAUAAUCAGUAGUUUGGAACGUAGAAAACUGAUGAAAGAAAAGGCACAACGAAUAAAAAACAUAUUGAAUAGAAAUGGAGGUACCUCUAACAAACAAUCAAACCAUGACGACGAGGAUAGUACGAGUCCAGAUGAAAUUCGAAGAAAUCCCUUUAUGGAAAGGACACAAAAAUCUAUGGAAAUUAAAAAUUACUGGACUCCUCCAACUAGUAUUAAAAGUGUUUUGGAUCAAGUAAAAAUAACUGAUGUUACUUCAGCUGAUGCGACUAUAACCAUCCGAGAGGCUACUAGUGAAGACGGUUUUUUCAAAAACCGAGAUGAGAGCAUAGGAUCUCCUUCAUCAAAGGACAGUGAAUGAUCGUAUGUUGCUUUUUGUUGCAUGUACUAAUUGGUGCUAUAUGUUUAAGGUGCGUGAUUGGAUGGUGGAAUGAUUGAGUCAAUGAAACUGUUUACCAAAUUUGCAAUAAAUUAAUAUUGUUGUC